This is a messenger RNA of Haliotis rufescens (red abalone), 3689 nucleotides long. RefSeq names its product RNA-binding protein 4.1-like. Bases 143 to 1129 code for a protein of 328 amino acids. NCBI's taxonomy places the organism in Eukaryota, Metazoa, Mollusca, Gastropoda, Lepetellida, Haliotidae. The record is from RefSeq and is a predicted model, not a curated record. Gene Ontology annotation, cellular component: cytosol. The transcript has 6 exons. Gene Ontology annotation, molecular function: mRNA binding.
CGAAUGUUCGUGUACAGCCAAUGAAAGAUCGCGUACCUUAGAGUUUGAGUCUCCUGGACCUGCCGCCAUUACACUGGAGCAUGCUUGUUGGCUUUUAGUCGUUUUAAUGCAUUUUAGUAGUAAUUGAAGGCAAAUUGCCAAUAUGCCAACAAAAAUAUUUAUUGGAAAUUUGGGACCAGAUACACAAGCACAGGAUUUGCGUCCAUUGUUCGAAAAGUAUGGACAUGUCUCAGAAUGUGAUGUACUCAGGAACUAUGGCUUUGUGCACAUGAGUGACGACAAUGAAGCACAGGUUGCUAUAACAGAACUUGAUGGAUAUUCCAUCCAUGGACACAGAAUGAGAGUUGAGCGAUCCACAGGGAAGAGAGGUGAAGGCGGUGGAAAAGACAGAGCUCGAGGUGGUGGCAGGGGCAGGGGAAGAGGAGGUAUAGGCAGGGGUUCCGGCAGGGGGUCUCCCCGAGGAGGUGGCGGAGGAAUCAGAGAUUCUUACGGAAGCCGGUACCCUCCACCCCAUCCGUACGAUAGAUAUGAUCCCUAUUACAGAUAUCCUUACCCAGAGCGGGAUCCUUACUACAGACCCCCUCCUCCCAGUGACAGGUACCCCCCAAGGAUGCCCCCACCCCCACCCCCAGGUGAUCGUUAUCCUCCUAGAGAUAGAUUGCCUGCAGGGGAAAGGCCACUACCUCCACCAGACAGACGAGCAGCAUAUCCUGAUCCCCGGGAUCGAAUGCUUCCACCCCCUAGAGAUAGAUAUGGGUAUCCAGAGGAAAGAAGUCCAUAUGAACGAAGUCCCUAUGAGAGAGCUCGGCCUCUGGAUGUACCUUCAGACCCCUAUUAUAGAGAACGUAGCCCAGUGGCGAGACCACCCCCAGAAUACUAUGAACGACCAUUGGCAGACUAUCCCCCUCCUGCACGACGCCCAGCUCAGGAAAAUGGCCAAGGGUACCCUAAUGGUUAUGACUAUUACAGCAAGCGACCUGACUAUCGAGACCUGGAGAGACCGGUCGUGAGCAGUCACUCCGCUCCCCAGUACCAGCAGCCCAGGAUGUCAGGGGCAGGGAGCACCUCUGCACAGAAGAAUCCUUACGAUAGCCAGUCACUGUUACAAACAGGACCAAUAUUCUUUUAAGAUAUGUUAUGAUAUAGUAAACUUUUGAGUAGGACAUGAUCAGGACUGUUGAUAUGGUUACACACACAUUCUUAUGCUGUCUCCCACCUCAUUCAGUCGUAAUUACCGUGACGUCCGUGAUGGUUUCUAAACCAGUCUUAGAAAUAUUAUCAUGAUGACAUGGUGUUUGUAAUUAAAUAUCUGGUAAAUCAGUUGUACUGAUAAGAAUAUUCUUCAGCUCCAUUGGGUUUUCUGGGGCUGUUGGGUAGCCGAGUGGUUAAGCAUUCACUCUUCAUGCCAAAGGCUCGGGUCGAUUCCCAAAUGGGUACACUAGGUGAAGCCCAUCUCUUGUGCCCAUCCCGUGAUAUUGCUGGAAUAUUGCUUAAAGCGGCAUGAAACCUCACUCACCCAUUCAGUGUUCAGUUCCUUGGAAAUGACCUUUUUCUCAGUAUUUUGUAAGUGGACUAGCUGCAUAGUUCCUCCAUGACGGCUGGACUAUGCGGCUCGUGUAUCACCUGUCCUGAUCAAUAAUAUACAUUGUACCUGUGAGGAUGCAUCGUGUCAAGAGAUUUCAUGUUCCCAUUGUCAUUGUUUUGUUCAUAUCAUCCACUAUUUUCAUGACAUGUCAGACAAAAGUUUUUACAAGAUUAACUUUGUAAGAUUGAAUGUUGCACUGCUUAGCCGCCAUCCUUGUGGCAUUGUAUGAACAAAUGUUAAGAACAAGUAUAGGUGAUCCGAGUUUUAAUGGGCCCGCCAACUAUUGGUUAUGCAAUGUCAAGUUCAGUUUUCAGCUCAUGGUAGUUUCCCUGUCUAUGUUCUCUGACAAGUGUUCUCAAAUUGAGUUUGUUAGGUACCUCAUGAAGUCUUUAUGAAUUGUUACUUUUUCAUCUGUGUGUAUAUAUACCUUAUCAGUUUGAAAUAUGCAUUCUACCAUACAAUAUUGUCUCUCUUGCUUAAAUGUUCUGUUAGCAUCUUACCUUGUUAAAAGAAAAUGUGUUCUAGCUUAUGUGAAACUUUGUAAACAUCCGCCAUUUAAUUAUUACCUCAUUUGAGUGUUCAUCUUGUCCCAGGGGUGAUCUUGUAGGUGAUUUAGUGAUCCUAACAUGACCUAGGCACGUUCUUCAUUAUUGGAAUACUCAGUUUAUCUCUGAUUACACUUGAUCUGACCCAUGGCAUCCACAUGUUGAAUGGUGUGAUAGAGAUGAAUGGUACUCCCAUGUGCGUAAAUGUUUAACAAGAAUAUUUUUUCAUGACCAUUUCCAUGAACAUCGUUCAACUGCCACUGUUUUUGUAUUCAAAUGCAGCACACAAAUUCAUCCCCCAACACAUGUACUUAAUCAGCUAGCGUUCAUAGUGCUUCCUUUUUUGUGGUGGGUGUUAGACAUGAAAUUCAUACACAAGCAUUAACUUGUCACUUGUUGACCACAUUUCUCUUCUGAUACUCGUAACUAGUUAUCAAAAUGUGUGCCUUUACCGACAAGUAGGGCUUAUGGUUGAAUGUACAUAAUCUUUUUUUCUAUUACGAUUGUGAUUAGAUUAGAAAUGUAAGCAGUUCACAUCUUCAUGUUUGACGCUUUGUCUACCAUAGCAGUGUGUAUGGUGGGGAUAGGGUUAAACCCAUGUGCACACUGACUGUCCGGUGUGUAUGGUGGGGAUAGGGUUAAACCCAUGUGCACACUGACUGUCCGGUGUGUAUGGUGGGGAUAGGGUUAAACCCAUGCGCACACUGACUGUCCGGUGAUGUCAUAUCUGCUGGCCUCAACAAUCAUGGCAGCUAUUCUAAAUCAUGUUACCAUGGUUACCUUUCAAUUGUCAGUGAACAUAGCAGGAUUUGUACCAGGUCAAUCACUUUGUCAAUUAUGAAAAAACGAAGACUCUAGUAAAGACUGUUCGGUUUAAUUGCUAAUCUGUAUUGUUGUAUUUGUAGAUGUAACGAUUUAUUUGAGCAUUCGUUUCUUUUUAAAGUUGUGUUUAGUACAGUUGUAAGGAAUCUCAGUUUCAGUGGAUUUUUAAUGCGAUUGUUAGAAAAAGUUCUUAGGUCACACAGUGUUGAGUUUGAAGUAAAUUGUAUGUAAUUCAUGAAGUAAAUACAGGUAGUCAUGUUCUGAAUUUUGUACUUCUCGCACCUCAUGUUAUUUCACAUAGGUCGUUAAAUUGUGUCCAUUGAAUGUCAGAUGAUCAUACCAUGUGUUUGUAAUGAUGUGUUUCACUUUGCUUGGUAGGUGUUUGUGUUGUAGGUUGAUCUUGCUAUAAGACUAUAUACCACAUCGUGUACAAAGAGCAGAAUGUGAACAUUAGAGGCCCUAUCCCAUCUCGGCAGGACAUAGGAAGAUUCUUUAAACAAGGCAACUCCAGUCUUGGAGCAUUUUUCAAAUAUGAUAGCUGGUAAAUAUUAUCAAUUUUAGAAAACUGUUGACUUUCACUGAAGGAUCAUACCAAUGCCAUCUUUGCACAGUGUGUGUUCAUUGAGGUGAACAUGGGCAUCGCCAAGCCACCACAGCUUGUGUACCAAGAUAUCUCAUACUGUUGUACAGUUUUUAAGUUCAUGUAUUCAACAGCAAAUAAACCAAAUUGUCUGUCA